Messenger RNA from Cynara cardunculus var. scolymus (artichoke), 1285 nucleotides. RefSeq names its product 4-diphosphocytidyl-2-C-methyl-D-erythritol kinase, chloroplastic/chromoplastic. The transcript is spliced from 10 exons. Gene Ontology annotation, biological process: terpenoid biosynthetic process. Bases 93 to 1244 code for a protein of 383 amino acids. The record is from RefSeq and is a predicted model, not a curated record. NCBI's taxonomy places the organism in Eukaryota, Viridiplantae, Streptophyta, Magnoliopsida, Asterales, Asteraceae. Gene Ontology annotation, molecular function: 4-(cytidine 5'-diphospho)-2-C-methyl-D-erythritol kinase activity; ATP binding. Gene Ontology annotation, cellular component: chloroplast.
ACUUUCACACCUAGAAGAACAGUCCUGAUAUCAGUUCAACUUGUAAAACGCCAUUUCGUAGGCUUUGAAUCACCUAAGAAUCUUCUUCUGUCAUGGCGGCAAUGGCUGCUUCUCAUUUCUUCUGCAGUCGCCACAUUUACUCUUCUGGCGAUGGUAUAUCGAAAAUCAGUAAUCCCCGACUAUACUCUUCUUCUUAUAAAUCCAAAGGAUUCUCAUCUUUUGAGAAGAAUUGCAGAAAUUUGAAAAGCCAUAUGGUUAAAGCCGCAUCUGAUGGCUCAAAACAUGGCAGAAAACAAGUGGAGUUAGUGUAUAAUCUUGAUGAAAAACUAAAUACAUUGGCUGAUGAGGUGGAUAUGAAUGCUGGAUUGUCAAGGCUCUCUCUCUUUUCUCCUUGCAAGAUCAAUGUUUUUCUAAGAAUAACCGAUAAGAGGCCAGACGGGUUUCAUGACUUGGCAUCUCUAUUCCAUGUGAUCAGCUUAGGAGAUAAGAUAAAGUUCUCCUUGUCACCAUCAAAAUCUAUAGAUCGCUUGUCAACUAAUGUGCCUGGAAUUCCGCUUGAUGAAAGAAAUUUGAUAAUAAAGGCCUUGAACCUGUACCGGAAGAAGACUGGAAGUGACAAAUUCUUUUGGGUUCAUGUUGAUAAAAGAGUUCCAACUGGGGCUGGGCUUGGGGGUGGAAGUAGUAAUGCUGCAACUGCUCUUUGGGCAGCAAACCAAUUUAGUGGUUGCCUGGCCACUGAAAAGGAACUCCAAGAAUGGUCUAGUGAAAUUGGCUCAGAUGUCCCCUUCUUCUUCUCCAAUGGAGCCGCCUAUUGCACAGGUAGAGGUGAGGUUGUUCAAGACAUACCCUCACCUGUAGCUUUCGACAUGCCAAUGGUUCUGAUUAAGCCUCCAGAGGCAUGCUCCACAGCUGAAGUUUACAAGCGUUUCCGGUUGGAUAUAUCAAGUACUGUUGAUCCCUUAACUUUGCUGGAGAAGAUCUCAAAUAAUGGAAUAUCACAAGAUGUUUGUGUAAACGAUUUGGAACCUCCUGCAUUUGAGGUCCUUCCAUCUCUGAAAAGACUAAAACAACGCAUAGUUGCUGCAGGCCGUGGAAAAUAUGAUGCUGUUUUUAUGUCUGGAAGUGGAAGCACCAUAGUAGGGGUUGGUUCUCCGGAUCCCCCUCAAUUUAUAUACGACGAAGAAGAUUAUAAGGAUGUCUUUUUAUCCGGUAAGCCAGGAUUACUGGUCCCUUUCAUCUGUUGAUUCUGGUGCUAGAUAUGAGGUUUUUUUUUGUGCCUGUGUUC